AUGGAGGAUGCACCUGAUGAUCAGCAAAACCAGCAAGAAGCAAAACAGCGGGAGUCAGAAAUGAGGAACAGUAUUCUUGCUCAGGUCUUAGAUCAAUCUGCUCGUGCUAGAUUGAGUAAUUUGGCUCUGGUGAAGCCUGAGAAAGCCAAAUCGGUGGAGAAUUACCUUAUACAGAUGGCAAGGUUUGGGCAGCUUGGUGGAAAAAUUUCUGAAUUAGAAUUGAUUGAAAUCCUUGAGAAAGUCAACCAACAAACAGGAAAGCAAACUAUUGUCAAGUUUAACAGAAGAAGAGUAAUGGAUUCUGAUGAAGAGGAUGAUUACUGACUUCUGAACGUCCAAAAACUUAAUUUAAUAAUAUGGGGAAUUACAGCGAGAAAACUAUGCUGACAGAGGAUGGAUGGAUGUAUUUGAUAUUUUUCCCCUUGUUUACUGAGAGAGUUUUUCUCUGUAUAGUUUGAUAUCUGUGGGUGGAAAUAACAAAUUCUUGAUAACUUGGUGGUUCAGAAUGCUGUUUAGAAGGCAUAGGUGGGUGGUUGUGUGGAAAUUUACAUGACUGACUUUUUGAAAAGGCGGAACACCACCUUGACAAAACAAUUUCUCUGAUUAUCCCACUCACUACUCUGAGAACAGCCACUAAGGCCAAGUACAAUUGUGUGCAGGUAAUCCUGAUGUCUAAAUGGAGGAAAUAUUUGCAGUUUCAUUUCAAUCAAGUUUGAAUUAAACUGCUCCAAUGUGGAAUAUUAGAAACAAACAUGACAUGUAAAUUGGGGAUUUUGUGCAAGAAAAGAAAUAUGUAACUUGUUUUGCAUACUUAAGUGUUGUUCUUUUUUAACUUUAAUCUUUAGGGACUGCAUUUAUGGAAAAUUGUUGGCAGACAAACAGAUUUUCAGUCCAUAGACUCUAUGAACCACAAUGUACUCCCUACUGGGAGUGUGCAGUUGGCCUUUUUUGUUUUGUUAUUAUGUGGGUAACAAUUCUGAAAUUUAAUUUAAAAAGUUACCUUUCAAUCAAUUCCCAAAUUUUGUCCAAACCUCAUUGCCUGUACAAUAAUAAAGAUGUACUUCAUUUCA
Chiloscyllium plagiosum (whitespotted bambooshark) is the source of this 1070-nucleotide messenger RNA. Lineage: Eukaryota; Metazoa; Chordata; Chondrichthyes; Orectolobiformes; Hemiscylliidae. The record is from RefSeq and is a predicted model, not a curated record.